Messenger RNA from Chaetomium globosum CBS 148.51, 1278 nucleotides. RefSeq lists its product as uncharacterized. The transcript has 4 exons. Lineage: Eukaryota; Fungi; Ascomycota; Sordariomycetes; Sordariales; Chaetomiaceae. The record is from RefSeq and is a predicted model, not a curated record. Gene Ontology annotation, molecular function: D-serine ammonia-lyase activity. Gene Ontology annotation, biological process: D-serine catabolic process. Bases 1 to 1278 code for a protein of 425 amino acids.
AUGGCUGCCCCUAAACAGAAUUCCGAGCUCAAGGAACAGCUCCGGGCAAAGUUCUUGGGAAAGACGCUCAACGAAGUGCCGACUCCCUCGGUCAUUCUGGACCUGGCCAAGGUGGAAGUGAACUGCGAGCGUAUGCUCGAAGCAACCGAGAGAUUGGGGUUGCUAUGGCGAGCUCACAUCAAGUCCCAUAAGGUCCUCUUCUCCUUCCCGCUCUUCCCCAGCGCCCUCCCGCGCCUGGCCACCUUCACGCACGUCCUCGGCCCGGGCACCCUCUCGCUCAUGAUCGACCACCCAUCCCAGCUCACCACGCUCACCGCCCACCCGCUCCCGCACCCGCCGCAAAUCUUCCUCAAGAUCGACACUUCGUACGGCCGCGCCGGCGUCCCGCCCCACACGCCCGCCUGCUCGGCGCUGAUCGCCGCCGCGCUGGAGGCCGAGCGCCGCGGGGUGUGUUCGUUGUUGGGGAUCUACUCGCAUGCCGGGCAUAGCUAUGCGGCGCGCGAGGGGGUGGAGGAUGUGUUGGGGUAUUUGGCGGAUGAGUUUCGGGGGCUGGCGGGGGUGGCGAGGGAGAUUGUUGCUGUACGAGGGGGGGCUGCCGGUGCUGGUGGAGAGAAGAAAAGGUUGGUGCUGUCGGUGGGGGCGACGCCGACCGCGACGGUGGUGCAGCAGGAGGGGGUUUUCUCGUCGUCUUCUGGGGGAGGGGAGGUGGGGAGGUUGGUUGGGGAGUUGAAGGGGGAGGGGUUUGCGUUGGAGGUCCAUGCUGGGGUUUAUCCGACGCUGGAUAUGCAGCAGCUGGCGACGCACGCCAGGGAUGCGUCGCUGAUGACGGCGGACGAUAUCGCAAUCAGUGUGCUUGCCGAGGUGGCUUCUCUCUAUCCCGGCCGCGGUGCAAAUGGCACAACUGAAGCUCUCAUCAAUGCUGGCACGCUCGCCCUCGGCCGCGAGCCUGUUGCAGACAAGGGCAAAGUUCCCGGGGAGGCCUACGCGGGUUGGGGGUUCAUCAUGCCCUGGGGUUUGGACAACCCGGUGCCGGGUCCGGAUUUCCCCCGGGUUCAUGACGGCUGGCGGGUCGGACGCAUCAGCCAAGAGCACGGUAUUUUGACCUGGCAGGGGAACGGGGACGAGGUCCCGCUCCAGUACGGGCAGAGAGUCCGGGUGUGGCCUAACCAUAGCUGCAUCGCUGGUUCCGGUUUCGACUGGUAUUUGAUCGUCGACAGCAGGAACAAGGGUCGCGAAAGCGAAGUGGUGGAUGUCUGGCCGAGAUGGCACGGAUGGUGA